Thermothielavioides terrestris NRRL 8126 is the source of this 2719-nucleotide messenger RNA. RefSeq lists its product as uncharacterized. Lineage: Eukaryota; Fungi; Ascomycota; Sordariomycetes; Sordariales; Chaetomiaceae. Gene Ontology annotation, molecular function: RNA binding. Gene Ontology annotation, biological process: endonucleolytic cleavage to generate mature 5'-end of SSU-rRNA from (SSU-rRNA, 5.8S rRNA, LSU-rRNA); ribosomal small subunit export from nucleus; endonucleolytic cleavage in 5'-ETS of tricistronic rRNA transcript (SSU-rRNA, 5.8S rRNA, LSU-rRNA). Gene Ontology annotation, cellular component: 90S preribosome; preribosome, small subunit precursor; nucleolus. The record is from RefSeq and is a predicted model, not a curated record. The coding region runs from base 66 to 2522 and encodes 818 amino acids. The transcript has 2 exons.
AGGAGGCCGAGCUCGACCACCCCGCCAGCAACUUCGAUUGCGCAAGGUGCAGACGGAGCACAGCGAUGGGCAAAAACAGAAAAUCCAAGCGGCAGCUGAUCCGUGACGAGAAGCGCGCCAAGAAGCGCAAACGAGAGCUCGCCGAUGACGAGGAACGCGCAGCGAAGCGGCAGCACCACGACCGCGACGAGACGCUUCUAGAUUCCGGAGGGCUCAACAACGACUACGACCCGACCGCCGACUUCAUUCCCUUUGACGAUGACGAGUCAUCAGCAAGCGCCGCGAACGGCAACCGCGGCCCCCGCGGCGGCAACUUUGAGCGCGAGUUCUUCGGCAUGCUCGCCGACCAGGAACAAGAAUACUUCCGCCACGCCGACGAGCUGCUCGAGCUGAACGACUUCCCCUCACCCGAGGACCGCCACCUCUUCCUGCAGAACGUCUAUCGCGAGGCCCGCGGCAAGGAGCUCAAGCUCGCCAGCAGCCAGUCGUGCUCGCGCCUGAUGGAGCGCCUGAUCCUGCUGUCGAGCGCCAAGCAGAAGAAGAGACUGUUCGGCGCCUUCGCCGGCCACUUCAUGACGCUCGUCACGCACCGCUUCGCGAGCCACUGCUGCGAAAAGCUGUUUCUGAUGAGCGCCCCGGUCGUGACGCAGGAGCUGAGCGGGGGAGGGGACGAGAAUGCGGAGACGGGCGAGGAAGUUACCGAGGCCAUGAAUACCUCCAUGGAAGACUUGUUCUUGCUGACGCUCGAUGAGCUGGAGGAGCACCUCUCGUUCUUACUGUCGGAUCGGUACGGCUCGCAUGCGCUGAGAGUGCUGCUGGUAGUCCUGUCUGGGCGCCCGCUCGACCAGGCAGGCACCAAGUCGCUGCUGCAGGGCAAGAACAAAGAGUACGUCACCGUCGAAGGCGCCUCGGCCGCGUCGAGCGGGCUCAAUUCGCAAACUAGGGCGGUGCCGUCAUCAUUCACGUCGGCGAUCGAGAAGAUCAUUGCCGACUCGACCGCCAACAUGGAUGCGACGGCACUUCGGGUGCUGGCGAAGCAUCCCACGGGCAACCCCACAUUGCAGCUGUUAUUGGACCUGGAGCUUUCACUGUUGGCGAAGAAGAAGAAGGGCAAUGCAUCCAAGGAGGACAAUGCCAACAAGGACGACCAGGGCCACAGUAGCGAAGUGACUCUUCUCGAACGGCUGGUCCCAGACGCUCCGGCCUCGUUCGCCGAUGAGAAGUCGCAGGCAUGCGAGUUCGUCAACAGCAUGCUCUAUGACCCCAUUGGGUCGCGCCUGCUGGAGACCCUCAUCGCCCACUGCCCGGGCAAAAUCUUCAAGGGUCUGCAGGCAAACAUCUUCGGUCCGCGGAUCCAGAGCCUGCUCCGCAACGAUAUCGCCUCGUACCCGGCCAUCAAGGUGCUCAACCGGCUGAGCAAGGAGAACCUGGCUGAUGCGGUGCAGAAAACGCUCCCAGAACUCCCGUCCCUGCUCGAGAGGGGACGCCUCAACGUCAUCAAGACCUUCUUCGAGCGCUGCAGUGUGCGCGGCGCCACCGCAGAACUCAACUCCCUCUUACAGGCGCUCACAACGGCGUGCGGCGGGAACUGGAAGUACCUGGUCCCCAAACUCUGCCCCCUCGACGAGGCGGAGCCAGCAGGGAGACCAGACGAAAAGAAGUUCCAGCAGCCCGACGCGAAGAACAAGGCCGCGCUCCUCUCGCACGGCAGUCAAGUCGCGUCAGCACUCCUCACCAUCCCAGGACAACCCUCCAAGGCCAUCCAAAACUCUCUACUCUCCCUAUCCACAGAGCAGCUUCUCCGCCUUGCGACCUCGUCAGCACCCACCGCCACGGUGCUCCUCAACGCCCUAGCCGCCCCUCCGCAGAUCCCGCACUUCCACAAGCUCCUCGUAGCGGCCAUGCUGCCCAACAUCUACGACAUCGCCGCGUCCCAGCACGGCAGCGCCGUCGUCAACGCCAUCAUCUCGGCGCCGUCCAGGGGCGAGGGCGUCGCCGUCGUGCCGUUCCACCUGAAGGAGAACAUCAUGGCGCAGCUGGAGCGCCGCGAGCGCGAUCUGCGGUCGACCUGGCUGGGGCGCAACGUCUGGCGGACGUGGCGCGGCGACCUGUGGAGCCACCGGCGGCACGACUGGGUGCGCUGGGCCAAGGAGACGGAUCCUGAGGGGCAGAGGGUUGCGGCGAUGCCGGCGGUGAAGGAGGAGAAGAAGGUUAGCGGCAAGAAGAAGGGGAACGGAAAGCCUGCAGCGGCGGGGUUGGAGGAGAAGAAGGGAAGAGGAGGGGAGAAUAACAAGAGUAAAAAGGAGAAGAAGUUUAAUGGGGCUGACGGGGAGAAGAAAAAGGGGAGGGUAAAGCUUCCAGUGGAGGCAUUGGUAGGAGAAAAGGGACAUGGCGAGAAGAAGGGGAAGAAGGCAAAAGAAGAGGAGCAUAACGAGAGCAAAAAGAAGAGUGCUGAAGGCAAAGUAAAGGAGAAGAAGAAGGAUAAGGAGAAGAGGCGGGAGUCGUUGGCGGCCGCUGCGUAGCUGCAGAUGAUGUGUAUAGCAUUUGAUGGCGGCAUGAUACCCAGGAGACCAAUGCUCAGACCAGCAGAGCAGUCUUUGAAGAAAACAAUAAAAGAAAAAAAAAUCUCGACAACAUCCAACCUGGCACAGCACCCUGCGUGUCCGGAACACAGCUCAGCCUGAGAAGCGACUCCACCGGGGCUGUGAUCGAGUGCAGC